CAUUCUUUCUCCUUUUUUCCUCAAAUAAUUAAAUCUCCACGCCUAUUACAUCAAGAAAACGUUUUCUUUUUUAUUUUUGUUAUUAUUUCUCUUUUUAAGAUGGAAGCGAUCCUAUUCUGCUUUUCUCUUGGUUUGUUUUUGUUCGCUCUCCUCUUGAUCAAACCCGAUCCCCAACCCAAAUCCCAAUCCAGUUCCAAAUCAAACCAACUCCCUUUUCCUCCCCUCGUUAUUAUUUUUAUUCUUCUUCUUAUCAUCAUUAUUUUAAUUCCAAGUCUUUUACUGCCCAUCUCUCUUCUACACGAUUUGUUCCUCUUGCUGUUCUUAUUGUUCUUCGCCAAAUCUCACCGCUCAUCUUUUUCCUCCCCCUCUUUUUUUUUUCUCUUCCUUUUAUCGAUUUAUUUAUUUAUUUUAUUUUUCUCUUCUACGCUAAUCCGUUGUUAUUAUAAAUAAAUGCGAGAUGAGGAAUUUUUCUGCCCAUUCGUUUUCUUUCGUCCAGGAAAAAAGUUGCCCUAGUUUUUUCUUCUCCUCUUUCCCCUUUCGCUUGAUCUAGGGUUAGGGUUAGGGUCUCGACCGGGGAUCGGAGAUGGAGGUCUCCGCCGGAGGAGAGGAGAAGCCGCCGCGGGAGGCGUGGAAGAAGACGCCGGAGAGCGGCGGAGAGAUCAGCAACGCUAAUAACAACGGCGGGAGCAACGGCGAGAAGCCUAAGAGGAAGAUGAAGAGCCCGUAUCAGUUGGAAGUUCUUGAGCAGACUUAUGCGGUGGAGACUUACCCUUCGGAGGCUUUGAGAGCGGAGUUAUCAGCAAAGAUUGGGCUCUCUGAUCGGCAACUGCAGAUGUGGUUCUGUCACCGGCGGCUUAAAGAUCGGAAAUUUCCGCCAGCGAAGAGGGCGAGAAAGGAAGAAGAACCACUGCCACCUCAGCCAGUUGGGCCCUCAGCUGAUAUAAUGAUGGCGGGUUCUGGCAGUCCAUACUUGAGCAGUGGGGAGCCGAGGCGUGGAGUGGGGAGGGCGGUAUCGAGGGUUGGGCCAGAGAUGGGGAUAGGGAAGAGGUACUAUGAGCAUUCGCCUAUGCUCGCACCGCCUCCAAUGCCGCCACCUCAGCUCUCGGUGGGAGAACUUAGGGUCAUUGCAUCGGUAGAGGCUCAGUUAGGCGAACCAUUGAGAGAGGACGGGCCGAUACUUGGGGUGGAGUUUGAUCCCUUGCCUCCUGGGGCAUUUGGGGCGCCCAUAGCUGUGACGCCGCAUCAGCAGCCGCCAAUGCGUCCGUACAAUGGCAAGAUGUUCGAGAGGCAUGAAGCCAAGGCAAUUAAGACAUCAACUUUCUUGCCCACCAUGGAUCACUGUUAUGUGCCUGGUUCUUCAAGUGGAAAGAGAAAAGCAUCUGGUGGAAAUGCUCAUGUAGUUCAUCCUCAGGCUAGUUCGAGAGCGUUGCAUGAAUAUCAGUUUCUUCCUGAGCAGCCAAGCAUAAGAUCGGAAGCAUAUGAAAGGAUGCCCCAGAGUCACUAUUAUGAUUCGGCAGUGGUUACUCCAAAUACACGAGUUUCAUCUUUGCCAGUUGGAGGUCAAUAUUUGCACGGAAAUGAGCAUGUGGCUCCUACUUACACUUUUCAAGGUCAGUUGCCGCAACAAGGCCGGCCGCAAGCUUUCUCUUCUGGGCAACUGGAGUAUGAAAAUGCUCAACAGAAUCACUCUUUUGCAAACAGUCCAUCUGAUGCGCAAUUUGGUGUGCACCAAGGCCUUGGAUCAGAAAAUCCAUACUUAUCCUCAGAUAGGAGGAUAUUCCAUGAUGAUGAUCCUACUCGAUUGGAGAGGAAGCGGAAGCUUGAGCAGAGUGAGGAAGCGAGAAUUCAAAAGGAAGUUGAAGCUCAUGAGAAGCGGAUUAGGAAGGAGCUUGAAAAGCAAGACAUUUUAAGAAGAAAGAGAGAAGAACAGAUGCGGAAGGAAAUGGAGAGACAUGAUCGAGAAAGAAGAAAAGAAGAAGAGAGAAUGUUGCGUGAAAAGCAACGUGAGGAGGAGAGGAUCCAACGGGAACAAAGGCGCGAGCUUGAACGGAGAGAGAAGUUCUUGCAAAAAGAAACUCGGAGGGCCGAGAAGAUGAGGCAGAAGGAAGAACUGCGUAGAGAGAAGGAAGCAGCAAGACUUAAAGCUGCAAACGAUAGAGCUACGGCUCGUAGAAUUGCUAGGGAAUAUAUGGAGCUUAUUGAGGAUGAACGCUUAGAACUUAUGGAAUUGGCUGCAUCAAGUAAAGGGUUAUCCUCAAUAGUUGCUUUAGACGGCGAAACUUUGCAGCAGCUUGAUUCGUUCAGAGAUAUGUUGAAUGCAUUUCCUCCAAAGUCCGUACAAUUGAAACAUCCUUUUACAACUCUGCCUUGGGCCAGAUCUGAUGAGAAUGUUGCAAACUUUCUUAUGGUUUGGAAGUUUUUAGUUACUUUCACCGAUGUCCUUGGGCUCUGUACAUUCACGAUAGAUGAGUUUCUUCAGUCACUUCAUGAUUAUGAUUCAAAAUUAUUGGGAGAAAUACAUGUUGCUCUGCUGAAGUCGAUCAUUAAAGAUAUAGAGGAUGUUGCAAGGACCCCUGCCAUGGCAUAUGGGUAUAAUCAAAAUAGUGCCGCUAAUCCUGGAGGCGGUCAUCCUCAAAUAAUUGAAGGGGCAUAUGCUUGGGGUUUUGAUAUUCGCAGCUGGCAACGUCACUUGAAUUUUCUGUCUUGGCCUGAGAUAUUACGGCAAUUUGCUAUAUCAGCUGGAUUUGGACCUCAGUUAAAGAAAAGAAGAGUUGAGCUUCCGUAUCUACAUGACGACGAUGAGGGUAAUGAUGGUGAAGAUGUAAUAUCUACUUUACGGAAUGGUGCAGCAGCUGAAAAUGCAGUUGCUCUAAUGCAUGAAAAGGGUUACUCACAUCGACGUAGAUCACGGCAUCGAUUAACUCCUGGAACGGUCAAGUUUGCUGCAUUUCAUGUUCUUUCUCUUGAGGGGAGCAAAGGAUUGACAAUUUUAGAAGUUGCUGAGAAGAUUCAGAAAUCUGGAUUGAGAGAUCUCACGACAAGCAAGACACCAGAAGCAUCUAUUGCUGCUGCUUUGUCCAGAGAUACCAAACUUUUUGAAAGAACAGCUCCUUCAACAUAUUGCGUUCGGUCCCCUUUCAGGAAAGAUCCUGCCGAUGCUGAUGCUAUAUUAUCAGCUGCACGGGAGAAAAUACAGGUAUUUCAAAAUGGUAUUUCUGACUCAGAGGGUGAAAAGGAUGCAGAUGAUGCAGAUGAAGCUGAAAGAGAUGAAGAUUCUGAAUGUGAUGGGGCUGACGAUCCCGAAGUUGACGAUACAAAUACUGUUGAAAAUUUGAGUAAGGAUGUUCACAGUUCCAUGCAGUUAAAAGAUUCUAAUACACCAGCUGCAUUAGAAAAUGUGAAGUCUGAAAUGCUAUGUGAUGAGGUUGAGGCAACGCCGCGGAGCAGUUUGAUGAACAUGGCCAAAAGUUCUUCAGCACAUCCAUCAGGAAACUUCAGUUUGAUGUGUGCUUUGGAUUCACCCCAGCCAGCCAGUACUGAACCAAGUUGUCAAGCAAUCACUGCUGAUGUCGAGGACACAGUAAUUGAUGAAAGCAACAUUGGUGCACUUUGGGUUCUACAUUUAAUGGAAGGUGAUUAUUCUGAUUUACCUGUUGAGGAGCGCCUUAAUGCCCUUGUUGCUUUGAUCGAUGUGGCUAUUGAAGGAAACUCCAUGAGGGUUAUUUUGGAGGAGCGUUUGGAAGCAGCAAGUGUUCUGAAGAAGCAAAUGUGGGCAGAUGCACAACUGGAUAAAAGGCGUUUCAAAGAAGAAUACAUGAGCAGAGUACAAUAUUCUUCCAUUCUGGGCUCUAAGGCUGAUACUUCCCAAAUGAAUGUUGCAGAAGGAAGUCAGACCCCACCUGACAUUAUCAAUAGCAAGGAUAUAGAUGGGAAUCCAGUCCUGGAUGGCAAUGACCAAUUUCUUGACCCACAAUGCCAAAAUAAUGUCAAUAAUAUGUCUGAGAGGAGUUCAAUAGGACAAGAUUUCUCUACAAAUCCAGAUGCUCUUUCUGUUCAGCAAUAUGGAUAUGUUGCAGAAAAGUCUCGGUCACAGUUAAAAUCAUACAUUGGCCACAAAGCUGAACAACAUUAUGAAUAUAGGUCUUUACCCUUGGGUCAAGACCGCAGGCGUAAUAGAUAUUGGGUAUUUUCGACAUCUGCUUCUCCUAAUGAGAUAGGCGCUGGAAGAAUCUUUGUUGAAUCAAAAGAUGGCUUGUGGAGACUCAUUGAUACAGAGGAGGCGUUUGAUGCUCUUCUAGCUGCUCUAGAUACACGGGGAGCUAGGGAAUCACAUUUACACUCAAUGAUGCAAAGAAUUGAGCCGGCUUUUAAAGAGGCAAUUAGAAGGAACAAAAAGCAUGCAAGCUCAGUGAAGCUGGAUGGAUGUGUUGUCAAAACAGAAACAGGGGCUUUGGAUAUGACAUCAAGUCCCAAUUGCCAGAAAGGAAUCAGCAGUCCCAGCAGCAUACUUUCCAGUCUUUCUUCUGAUUCGGCGGAGUCCUUGGCACCGUUCCAAAUUGAAUCUGGAAGAAACAAGAUGGAGAGAAAUGACAUCUUAAGUAGAUACAAGGUUUUCCUUAGAUGGAUGUGGAAACAAUAUUAUAGUCCCUCUACAUUAUGUGCCAUGAAAUAUGGGAAGAGCAGAUGUCCAGAGCUUCUGCAAGUUUGCCACUUAUGCUACAACUGUCACUUCACGGAGGAGAGGCAUUGUCCUUCCUGCCACAGGACAUUCAAGCCCAUGUAUAAUGUAGAUGCAAAAUUUUCAGAACAUGUAUCUCAUUGUGAAGACAAGCAAAAAAUGGAUCCUGAUUGGAUAUAUGAAGUGUCAGAUUCUCUUCCUUCCAUUGGAUUGCAAUUACUCAAGGCACAGUUAUCCCUAAUGGAGGCCUCAAUUCCUGCAGAAGCUCUUCAAUCAUUCUGGACAGAUGGUUAUCGAAAAUCUUGGGGUGUGAAGCUGCAUUCUUCAACAUCUGCUGAAGAUCUUUUACAGCUGAUGACUCUAUUAGAGAAUGCAAUAAAGAGGGAUUUCUUGUCCCCAAAGUUUGAAACAACCAAUGAGCUGUUAGGUUCAUCAACACGAGGAACUGUUCUUGCAUCGGUGCCGCCCAGUAUAGCUGCAGUGGCCUUAAGAUUGUUGGAUCUUGAUGCAUCAAUUUCUUAUGUGAUGCAACAGAAGUUGGAGUUUAACAAGGAGAAAGAAGCUGGAGAUCUCAUUAAGCUACCAUCAAGGUUUAGCGCUGUCAAGAAUAUGCAUGAGCUCGAACCAAAUGGAAGUCCGGAACAAAUUGAUUACCAAAGAGAUGUUAGGUGGCUUGAUCCUGCAAGUGGCCGUACUCGUGGCCGAGGACGGGGAACUCGUGGUCGGGGAGGUCGUGGUCGAGGCCGAGGUGGAAGAGGAGUCAGAGGGAUCGGCAGCUCUAUGAGAGCAGAAUAUAAGGAAGACAUUUUAGGAAGUUAUGAGAAGACUACAAGGAAAUAUACGAGAAGAGGAGGUCGUACUCGUGGUGGUUGGGGAAGAAAGCGAGGUCGUCGCUCAGUUAGGCCUCGUCAGAGAUCAGAUACCCGAGUAACAAUGGCAAAGGAAACGCAGAUGGGAAGUUUCACCAAUGUUGGCAUUAAUAUCAAACAGAACAGUUUCGAGGAGUCACCAAGGAGCUCUGCAGGAAACGAGUGGGGUCUUGAGGAGAGGACUGCUUAUGUUGAAGAGGAGGACAAUAGCUCUGGAUCUGGGUCUGAGAACGGUCUUGUUUCAGGGGAUGAGUAUGAUGAUCAGGCACCCAAUUAUGUGGUUGGCUAUGGUCAGAACAAGCCCAUGGGUUUGUUGGAUGAUGAGACGGACGAGGACGAGGAUGAUGUCGAUGGAUAUGAAGUGGAGGAUGAUAGGUCUCGAUUGAGGCAGGCGAUGAUGGAUGUGGAUGUGGAUGAUGAGGAUGAAGAAGAGAUUGGGGAUGAUAUCAGGGGUGGGGAUGGUGAAGAUGUGGGUGGAGAUGUGAAUGGGGAUGAAGAUGAUUAUUCUUCUUCGGAGUAUAGUGAUUGAGAGAGUAGUAUUACGAGUAUAGAGGUAGUGAUAGUUCUUUCUUUUGUUGGGAUUACUGAGAAAAACUUAGUUGAUAGCAGUUUUCAUUCUUUUAUGCAUAGCGGCAGCAUUUGAGAAAAGCAGUUAGCAGGAGCUCACGAGAAUGUAGAUAAUUUCAGGCGCUGAAGACAGGAGCCCUCUCUAGUUAAUAGCGGAGGAGUGGGAGCAAGGGCAAUGUGCUCUUGGAAGUAUUUUCGUAUCAGACAACUUUGAACAUGAAUUGGGCUUUUUCUCCCCCUGUUCAUUUUUUCUUCCCUUCAGUUUUAUAAAUGUUGUAUUAUGGUGGGUUAUAUAUUAUGAUGUUUAUUGGCAGCUCCAUCCCACUCUCAAACUGAUAUUUGUCUAAAUUAAAUGGCUCAGUGUCCUGCCGUUCUCUGAUAU
Molecule: messenger RNA, 6496 nt
Organism: Asparagus officinalis (garden asparagus)
Lineage: Eukaryota; Viridiplantae; Streptophyta; Magnoliopsida; Asparagales; Asparagaceae
Product: homeobox-DDT domain protein RLT2
Exons: 18
Coding region: 584-6076 (1830 amino acids)
Biological process (GO): regulation of transcription by RNA polymerase II
Molecular function (GO): DNA binding
Source: RefSeq, a predicted model, not a curated record